GUAAAGUGUCCACGAGGCAACCCGCUCCAUACUUCAAUCAACACAAGACCUCGGGACAGCCGUCAAAGAACCAUCUCGUCAAGAAAAAUGGCAACUUUGGUGCAACAGUUAAGACAUUUGAUAGUUGCGAUGACCCUUUGGGUAUCACUAGCUCACGCUCUUCCAUUAAGCGACCAACAGAUGGACGACACUGGCCUGGUUCAUUCAGAAAGAGAUGCUCCUUCAAAUGCGUUGGGUGAUAUUCUACUGAACAAACUGAGAUUCCGCGACCUGUCUUCAGAAAGCGCACCUAUUGGUCUGAUGUACUACCUUGAGAAGCACUAUCCAUACCUUAGCAACAGUGGACUAAGUGCAGCAAACAAAAUAACUGGUAAAGGAAAUCCUAGAAUAUUUAAAAGAAAUGGAAGACAGAUGGUCACUAAACGCCGAUUCACAAACUCAUUGACCAUGUCAAGUCUAGCCGAUCUUCUAUCAAGCAUGCGUCACCAUAAGGCAAUACACAGAGGAAUUGAUCAAGCCCGGUUAUACCUUCAACCAAAUUUAAGGUUCGGGUAACGAUACCAAAGAAGCUCACUACGCCAAUGGGACAUUAAGGAAGUCGCACAUGGACUCACACGCUGCCAAUAGACAGGCUCAAAUAUUGAAUCGGAUGGACUGGUGCCAUAUUCAUAAACAGUUUGGUCCAUUGAGGAACAUUAUCACUGUAUUUCGUUUUCAUUUUACUGAUUCAGUAUUAUAUAAUAGGAAUAGCAUGCUAGUCACAGUGAUACUUCGCUCUGACAUCAUUGCGAUUGAUACAAUUACAUUGUAUUAGUAAAACUGCAAUUGCGAUUCAUUCAUUCACAUUGCAUUAAUUAACAGUAUGGACCCGGGAGUAUAGAUAAAAUAUUCAGGUCCAACAUGUAAUGAUAUAAUUUCCCAAUGAACGUAUAUGUUUAACGGUGCUUGGUUAUCAAUCUCGGUAUUUUGUAAACUAUUAAUAGUGAUUUGAUGACCACAAGCAGGUUAUUUAUAAGAGUAGGACUUCAAUAAAAAGAAAGCAAAUAUUAGCAUGUAAUUUGAUUAUGAUAUGGUUAUUCACAUGGUAACAUUCAGAGUAAACAUAACCACAAACAUGUAGACCCGGGCAUGUAGAAGUAUGUCAAAGGCCAUUCUGACACUCAUAGCAUCUUUCUGUUUCACCUGAAACAUGAUUUUAAGGCUGAGAAGAAAUCAGAUGUCAUGGU
This is a messenger RNA of Owenia fusiformis, 1226 nucleotides long. The record is from the annotation of a GenBank genome assembly. Lineage: Eukaryota; Metazoa; Annelida; Polychaeta; Sabellida; Oweniidae.